AAGCAACCAACAUCUAUACUAAUAACAGUAGAGAGACACGUUAAAAGACGCUUAUAACCUAGAGUUUUACCGUUAAAAGUGUAUUUUUGCCAAUAAUUGGUGUAAACGAUGAAGACCGAAGUGUAUAAUGAAAUAGUAACAACAAUACGCAAUUUUCGAGGAUUGUCAAAAGAUUGCGCCAAAAUGCUAAAAGAAAAAUACAACGACAUUCAUCCAAACACAUUGUACAGCAUUUUGUCUUUAGAAAUGCAACAGAGAAUGAAAAUGAACCAUGCAAAACUAUUUGGAAGCAACAAAAGUUAUUAUGACAGCUAUUUAGAUGCGGUGCAAAAUAGAGAGCCAACUGGUGUUUUAUUAAGAAUGGCAAAAGAUGUUGAUGCUGCGCCAGCUUUAUUAGCACGUAACGUUCUGGAAAAAUACUGCAUGCGUGACAAUGCAAAUGUUUCAAAGAACGUAAUUACAAAGUUGUUCAAAGACACCACACUGAUUGAGGACAAAGAUCUUGCAUAUGAAAUUUAUUUGUGUGUAUUGUACGAUGAUCUUUACGGACCUAUAGCUGAUGCAAUGGGAAUGUGCAUAGGACAAGAAUAUGAGAUCAAACUGCAAGAAUGUUUAGUACAAAGAAACAUUGCGUUUCGUACUGAAGAACAUUUACGAUUAAGAGGAUAUGACAAGACUCCGGAUGUUAAGUUGGAAGUGCCAAUCGCGGUGAAUGGCUGUAUAAUAAAUUGGAUCGAAUCUAAAGCGCGAUUCGGUAACUUGGAAGUUCAUCAAAAAUACAUGAAGGAACAAUUUCUGAGCUAUUGGAACAGAUUCGGAUCUGGAUUGGUGAUUUAUUGGUACGGAUUUCUGGAAAGUCUGAACAAAUCGACCGAGAAAAAGUUUAUCAUAAUGGAUCAUUUUCCCGAGAACAUCACAUACAUGGAUCCCGCUUGUGUCAAGCCUGGGACUACCACGUGACUAUAAUCUGUGACACUCAUAUAUUUGUUUCUGUGAGAACGUUUAUGUUUUUUUUUUUAUGUUUUUAAUAAGACACACAUACGUAAAAUCUAA
Messenger RNA from Pseudomyrmex gracilis, 1053 nucleotides. RefSeq lists its product as uncharacterized. The transcript has 6 exons. The record is from RefSeq and is a predicted model, not a curated record. Lineage: Eukaryota; Metazoa; Arthropoda; Insecta; Hymenoptera; Formicidae. The coding region runs from base 109 to 960 and encodes 283 amino acids.